AUGAUUUUAAAAUUUAUUGUGCUUACAUUUGUUACAAGCCAUGCAAUUCCAACAGACAUCAUUUCCACAACAGAAGGAGUGGAUGAUAAAACAUAUAAUGAAACUGAAAUUCAAUAUGUCAACAAACUAUUAGAGAAAGUUUUUGUAUGUACACCAGUGGGAGAAGCUAUUGCUCAACACUUAGCUAAUGAUGAUUUAGAAAAUAUGGCGUUAGCUUUGCUUAUAAAUCUCCCUGUGAUGUGUGAAGCUGCGAACUUUGUGCUAAACCGUCGAUCUAAAAUGCUGCAUUACCGAGAUAGCAAAAUAACUCCGUCAUAUUUAGUAGAAGCAUUUAAACGAAUAUCUGAAAUAAAUUGCACUGAUGAUGCAUAUAGAUGUAGUGCUAUCGAUUAUCUUUGGUCACCAAAUCAUGCUAUUUUAUUUAACAGCGAAAAACCGAUUAAUAUAACUGGCAUUGCGGCAUUUUGUUAUAUACUUGUGAUUACACCACAAAAAGAUCAUCUAAAAAUAUUUAGGAAAGUUGUAAUGGGUAAUAAUGGUUCAUUUGUUCCCGAUGAAAUUAAAGGAAGUCCAAUGAAUGGAGUGAUUAUUCCAUGGAUGCCAUCAUCUUUGGAUAUCAAUUUAAAAUAUGUAAGCGUAAUGAAAAUUCGUAGUGACGAUUCAUACAAUUCUUAUCAAUCAUUGAAAAGUGACGAAGAUGAAGUGAAGUUGAUCAUUUUAAUUUGUAGUGAUGAUGAACGUACUAGAGAAAAUGCUAUAAGUCGAGCAUUAAAUGCAACCGAAAUGAUCAGAGAAGAUUUGGGUAAUGCACCAAUUUGUGUUGUUGCUCAAUCGGAUACUCGAGAAAAUGUUAGAGAGAGUCUUGGAUGGUAUCGAGAUAGUUCAGUGAUAGUAUUUUACGGUUUGGAUAUAAGUGCAUCGACUCUUCUCGUAGAUACUAAAGAUGACAAAAUAUUGAAAGCAAAGUUUGAAGACUGGAAGGAGGAAUUUUUCUUCCUUGAUAACUAUCAAACAAUUGCAUUUCAUUUUACGAUGGUCAAUGGCAAUGAGCCUGAAAAUAGUGAAGAAAUAUUCAGUGAAAUAUUUCCACACAUUCCGCUAAGUACGUUACGUUUACUUAAUGAUUCAUCAUCGAUAGUUGGAUUAAAUUAUCAAAUUGGAAAAGAAUUUCGUUUUCUUGCUGGCCCCACAUAUGCAAUAGUUGGAUUUCGAAAAUUCGGUUAA
Brugia malayi is the source of this 1224-nucleotide messenger RNA. RefSeq lists its product as uncharacterized. Bases 1 to 1224 code for a protein of 407 amino acids. NCBI's taxonomy places the organism in Eukaryota, Metazoa, Nematoda, Chromadorea, Rhabditida, Onchocercidae. The record is from RefSeq and is a predicted model, not a curated record. The transcript is spliced from 10 exons.